This is a messenger RNA of Etheostoma spectabile (orangethroat darter), 1678 nucleotides long. RefSeq names its product Krueppel-like factor 2. NCBI's taxonomy places the organism in Eukaryota, Metazoa, Chordata, Actinopteri, Perciformes, Percidae. The transcript is spliced from 3 exons. Gene Ontology annotation, biological process: regulation of transcription by RNA polymerase II. The record is from RefSeq and is a predicted model, not a curated record. Gene Ontology annotation, molecular function: DNA-binding transcription factor activity, RNA polymerase II-specific; RNA polymerase II cis-regulatory region sequence-specific DNA binding. The coding region runs from base 388 to 1659 and encodes 423 amino acids.
CCGCAGAGGAGCAGAGAGAGCAUUCCGCAUCUGUCCUCCUCUGACUCUCUCACCACCUCUUUUGUCUCUGAGUCGCAGGAAAAACUCGGACUUUUAUACCGCGGCUAAAUUUAGGGGGCUGUCCGGUACGCAGCGCCCCCAUCCUGGACGCGCUUCCUUCCCCCAGCUUCGCAUUGGUCCGAUUUGCUCUUCAAACAAUAUUUAUAAGAAAAUCUGCUCCUUCCAGACACACAGAUGCACAUGAGUGAAGAGCAGCAGCUCAUCGGACCGCAGAAGAAGCAACGAGCUCUCUAGAUAUUUUUUUCUGGAGACUCCGCGGACUCUGGUGAUUUCCUUGAAAACAGUAUUUAAGGAAGUUUUUUCUACUUUUUUUAUUUUAAAUAACGCAUGGAAAUGGCCUUGAGUGGGACCAUUUUACCAUCAAUCUCUACAUUUGCCAACCAAAAGGAGAAAUGUUGGGAAGAUAGGUGGAAGGGCUAUACGAGCGGCGUCGCGCUCAACAUGGACAGCAGCUUCCUCGGCAGAAAAGAUGAAGAGGACCUGGAUAAGUUCUUGGAUCUUGAGUUUAUUCUCUCUAACACCAGCGUGUGUGACAGUGCGUCAACUGCAGGUUCCGGGGCAGAGUCCUACCGGCUCCAGGAGUCCGGGGUGUCCGUGUAUCACCAGCAGCAGCAGCAGCAGCAGCACACCGGAAUGACCCAGCAGCCGGCCAAUUACGCAUCUGUCCCAGACAUGAACAGUCCUCCUCCCGUCUACAACAGCCUGAUGGCGGAGCUCCUUCGCUCCGACGUGGACACCAGCUUCCUCCCCGGGGAAAGUCCAAGCAUCCAGGGGAGAUUCCUCAUCAGCUCCGCGCCUUUCCAGACCACUCAGGAUUUAUACCCCGAGCAUCCAAACAUUAAAGUGGAGCCCGCUUCAAUGGACACGUACGGACCUGUCAUGGGUCUGGUGCCUCAGAGCUGCACCAAAGUCAAGCACGAGGGGAGCGUCUCGUGCAUGAUGUCGUACGAGGAGCAGCCGCGGCUGGCCAACUCCCCGCAGGCAGCGGUGGGCAGUAUGACGCCGCCUCUCAGCCCGGACGACCUGGUGAGCUCCGAGUGCCCCCAGACCCAGAUGUGCACCGCCACCUCGCUGACAUUCCCACAGAGCUUCCACCCCCACCACCGCUGCGCCUCCGCGGGAUUCCCACACCCGCACACGGGCAUGCAGCUCCCGUUCCCCGUGGCGCACCACCACCACCACCACCAGUUCCCCGGUAUGUUCGGGGAGGACGCAGCCAUGGGCAUGCAGCAGCCGGCGGCCGGACAGCGGGUCCUGCUCACCCCGCCGUCCUCCCCGCUGGAAAUGAUGGACACCAAGCCGAAGAGGGGUCGCCGGUCUUGGCCGAGGAAACGGACUGCGACGCACACGUGCACUUUCGCCGGCUGUGGGAAGACCUACACCAAGAGCUCCCACCUGAAGGCGCAUCUCAGGACGCACACAGGAGAGAAACCAUACCACUGCAGCUGGGAGGGUUGCGGCUGGAAGUUCGCUCGUUCCGAUGAGCUCACGCGUCACUUCCGGAAGCACACCGGACACCGGCCGUUCCAGUGUCACCUGUGUGAACGGGCCUUCUCCCGGUCCGACCAUCUCGCCCUGCACAUGAAGAGGCACAUGUGAGGAAAAGACCGCAAAAAAA